AUGGCUCCAUUUCCAAUUGGCAAUAAAAAUCGUGGAGAAGUGCUGGAUCCGGCAGAUCGACCGCCGCAACUGAACAUGGCCUACCUAGGGAGUAUAUCUUCAGAGCUGAAGAUACCCGAUAUUCUACACUCCAAGACAAACAUCAUGGCGAGCGAUCCUAUCAGCCCAGCGAUCAGCAACGGUGCCAUGGCACCUCCCGACAUGAUCCCGUGUUUCCCUGCUCGCAUAAGCUCCUUUUUCGGCAUACACAAGGUCGCCAACGUCACCGCCGCUCUCUUGAUCGAGAAAAACAAAGCCUCAGAGUCUAUGACCUGUACCUCAGCGAGCACGGAACGACGCCUCCUAGUCGCUGCGUUGGAAUGGCUCUGUCGUAGUUGA
Pyrenophora tritici-repentis Pt-1C-BFP is the source of this 378-nucleotide messenger RNA. The record is from RefSeq and is a predicted model, not a curated record. Lineage: Eukaryota; Fungi; Ascomycota; Dothideomycetes; Pleosporales; Pleosporaceae.